Loa loa (African eye worm) is the source of this 2108-nucleotide messenger RNA. Its product is annotated as ets-domain-containing protein. The record is from RefSeq and is a predicted model, not a curated record. The coding region runs from base 612 to 1913 and encodes 433 amino acids. Gene Ontology annotation, cellular component: nucleus. NCBI's taxonomy places the organism in Eukaryota, Metazoa, Nematoda, Chromadorea, Rhabditida, Onchocercidae. Gene Ontology annotation, biological process: regulation of transcription by RNA polymerase II; cell differentiation. Gene Ontology annotation, molecular function: sequence-specific DNA binding; DNA-binding transcription factor activity, RNA polymerase II-specific. The transcript has 5 exons.
AAAUUUCAGUGCAAGGGUUCAGUUUUUGGUAUUUGGUGCGUAUUAUCGAGGACGUUGUCGUGUUUCUGUAGUAAGUUGAAUGUGUAAGAGGAACGAGGAGCGGUGAUAAAUCGCUCACUGCAGCAACAAUCCUGCUACAUUCAACUGCAUUACCGUCUUACAGCCAAGCUGGCCCUGGUAACCUCACGUUCUCCAGUGGGGUGGCCAGUAGUAACAGUAGCAGUAGCCGUAGCAGCUCUAUCCGAAGUCCGUCAACCACUUCACAAGCAGUAAAUUUGGACCAAAACAUAUUAAUUGAUGGAAAAUCACCAGUGAUAACAUUUCCGGUUGCUGAUCAAUCAGUCACAGCUAGCCUUACUCAUGAAAGCUGUGAUAGUGAAAGAUCCACUCCGAAAGAUAUCAAAAGCAAUAUAUUGCAACCGUCCAGUAAUCCACAAUCCGUACUCGCUACUUCCGAUUCCAAUAUUACCUUAUGGCAAUUCCUUCUGGAGUUGCUGCUUAAGGGUGAACAUACUGAUCUGAUCCAAUGGACAAAUCAGCAAGGCGAAUUUAAGUUACUGGAUGCAGAAGCGGUUGCACGAUUAUGGGGACAACGUAAAAGUAAACCACAUAUGAAUUAUGACAAAUUAUCACGUGCAUUGCGAUACUAUUAUGACAAAAAUAUCAUCAAAAAGGUGAUUGGACAAAAAUUUGUAUAUCGAUUUGUGACAUUUCCGGAAGGAUGUACACCUGAUGCGUUGCAAUGUACAAUCGCACGAGAUACCGAUGGUAUGUCAACUGACUGCGUUGUUGCUGCAGACUGUCAUGGCUUGAUGCGGAGUAGUAGCUCACCAGCUGUUCCAUCUUCAGUGGUUCCCGGUUCAGGUGCUAUCGAUGCGCAAGCUAUGCAAGCCAUCUGUAUGCCCAAUAUGAGUGCAUCACCUUCUGCGAGCACAAAGAAUGGCGAAAGUAAUGGAGGAUUAGAAGCGACAACAGAGAGUGUGCUUACUUCAGUAAGUGGAGAUACUCCGGCGGUGAGGACAGCGAUGAACACAACAACAACAACAGCAGCAGCAGCAGUAGCAGCACUGGAUUUUUCCCCCGUACCUUCCACUAGUGGACAGUGUUCGUUUAACGGUGUAUCGGCAAACUGUUCUCCACCGAGUGGUUACCAAAAUGCGAUCAAUGCAAACGUUGAUUCUGGAGUGAUAUGCAGAAAGAGGAAAACUCCGAUGUUUAGUUGUAGCGCUCCCGAAACAAUCACUACAGUGGCAUCACCCUCGUCCUCGACGGUCCCAUCUUCCAUUAUGCCUCUGUCGAAGUCGCUAUCAUAUCCUUCAAAUCCUUCGGCAACAAUUACGGAUAGCCGGAGUGGAACUCAUGGUACCCAAAUACCUUCCUUAAAACGGGUUAAACCACGUCCACUUAAUCUUUCUGCUACAGCAGCAUUCUCGAACGGAUCCGAAUUGUCAUCAUCAUCAUCAUCCAACAAUUUACUGGUACCCUCACCUUUUUUCCUCCACAACAAUACAGGUAAUGCGUAUACGAACACGUCACCUCUGGUUACUCAGUUCAGUCAGCUUUAUGCAGCUGCUUCGCUUUCUGCUGGUUUGUGUCCAACGAGUCCAUUCACGUCGUUACUUACGACAGCAGCAGUAAGCCCAAUGCUUGGAGCUUUGGGAUCACCCAUGGCUGCAUCCAAGUUGACUCCAACAACCGCUAACCUUCAGCAACCAAUCUUCCAGUUUCCACCGAAUCCAUCUCAUAUGGCAGCAAUGGCUACUGCAGCAAUGAUGUCACCAUUGAUGCCUUUUCUUGGUGCUGCUAUGAACUUGAACGGUAACGGUUGUCCAACCUAUGGACGUAGCAAUUUUGUAAGCCGUAGUCCGGAAAGUUUGAAAACACCGGUUGUACCGUUUCCGAAAGAUUUCUAAUAUUCCUUUGAUUUGAAGUUGUGUUUAAUUGCAAUAUUCAUUGGUUUGUUUAUUUGUUUGUUUAUUUGCUCAGGUGCCACUAUGCUACUACAGCUAUUAUCUUAUCCCAAUUUAUCGUACACAAUUAAAUUUCUGAAAUAUUCGUACGCUUGUAAUAUUGAAUAAUCUGUGCGUUAGACGGUUAUGAUAUUUUGG